This is a messenger RNA of Adineta ricciae, 981 nucleotides long. The record is from the annotation of a GenBank genome assembly. NCBI's taxonomy places the organism in Eukaryota, Metazoa, Rotifera, Eurotatoria, Adinetida, Adinetidae.
AUGUCCUCAGGAGUGAUCGCAUCGUUUGAAUAUGCAACCCAACAAAUGGCGAUUUACAUGAAUCUCUCGAAUUUGAUCAUCGGUAUCCCUGGUGGACUUCUGAACAUCAUUGUUUUUCUCAGUUUGAAAACAUUCCGAGAAAGUACAUGUGCAUUCUACUUAGUCAUCGUUUCAUUUGCUAAUCUCGGUCAGCUAAUCAACGGUGCAUUGAUUCGACUGUUAAUCUCUGGCUAUGGAAUUGAUUGGACAAUCUCAUCAAGAUUUUCCUGCAAAUUGCGAAGUUUUCUUAGUCAAUACUUAUCUUUGAUUAGUUUCACCUGUUUAUGCUUAGCAACAAUUGAUCAAUAUUUCGCGACUAGUUCACGUGUCCGCUGGCAGCAAUGGAGUAACAUCAAAGUAGUUCGCAUUCUCAGCAUCAUAACAGUCAUUUUCUGGGCAUUAUUUUCCAUCUUCUAUGCUGUUUAUUAUGAUAUAGUCACAUCGACGAGCACGAACAAAACCGUGUGUACGAAUACCAAUGCUGACUUCGAUCUAUACAAUAGUUAUUUUCAACGAAAUGUUCUCCAAGGGUUUUUGCCAAACCUUCUCACAGCUUUCUUCGCCGUUUUAGCAUAUCUAAAUACGAGAAAUCUCGCUUAUCGCACAGUUCCACUAGUUCGACGAGAACACGACAAGCAAUUGACACAGAUGUUACUCGUUCAAGUGAUUGUCAAUUUCUUCUCUCUUCUCGCUUAUAACAUCAUCAGCAUAGUCAUACCCAAUGUUCUCAAAAGUACAGAUCCUCUCGUCUUAGCCAAAGCAAGAUUUGUACAAAUUCUAAGUUAUUCGUCAUAUUAUUUCUACACUGCGUGGCCGUUUCUGAUCUAUGUUUGUGUCUCGGAAAGAUUUCGUCGACAACUGGCAUAUGUCUUGGUUGUUAAAUAUCUUCAACAUUGUCCGAAAUUUGCAUUUGUCGGCAAUCAAGUCGUACCAGACACAUAA